This is a messenger RNA of Orbilia oligospora ATCC 24927, 2157 nucleotides long. RefSeq lists its product as uncharacterized. Lineage: Eukaryota; Fungi; Ascomycota; Orbiliomycetes; Orbiliales; Orbiliaceae. Gene Ontology annotation, molecular function: hydrolase activity; DNA binding; ATP binding. Bases 1 to 2157 code for a protein of 718 amino acids. The record is from RefSeq and is a predicted model, not a curated record. The transcript has 2 exons.
AUGAGGAGAUCCUUGAGCCUCGCCAGGGCCCUCGUCGCGCCCCGCCAUGGCCAUCUCAAUCAACUACCUUACAUCCUCCCCAGGACGGCCACGCAAUGGCACGGUUUUCGAUACAAAUCUUCAAAGGCGAAGUCCAAAGUGGCAUUGCCACCAGAAGAACCGCCAGCGCCUCCAAAGUCUCGAAAACCUCGAAAAUCGAAACUCAAAGCGGUGAUAACACCACCACCAACAUCAUCCUCACAGGACCUAACACCAUCGCAAUUCGUGCUUCGAGACUACCAGGAAGAAUGUAUACAAGCAGUUCUGGAGCAUCAAGAGAAGGGUCAUCGACGAUUGGGUAUCUCGCUUGCCACUGGCAGUGGGAAAACUGUAAUCUUCACUCAACUAAUAGACCGUAUCCUACCUAUCCGCCCAGAGGCAACCCAAACUCUGAUCCUAGUCCACCGUCGUGAACUCGUCGAACAAGCCGCCAUCCACUGUCGCAACCGCUACCCGGACAAGAUCGUCGAAGUAGAAAUGGGAAACAGCCACGCCAGCGGAACAGCAGACAUCACAGUUGCAUCAAUCCAGUCCAUCUCUUCAUCCGGAAGAAUCGGAAAAUUCAGACCAGAACUACAUAAAUUAAUCCUAAUCGACGAAGCACACCAUGCUGUCGCCAAAAGUUAUCGAAGAACGUUGGAACACUUCGGAGCCAUGACGCCCGAGUCCGAAGUCCACGUCGUUGGUGUCUCCGCGACUUUCGGAAGAAGUGAUGGGCUCAGAUUGGGCGCUGUUAUGGAUCACAUCGUUUAUCACAGGGAUUUCUUGUCAAUGAUCGAUUCCGGCUGGCUUUCCAAAGUCCUUUUCACAACGGUAAAAUCUAACAUAAAUUACACGAAUGUGAAACUUACGGCGGUAACCGGAGACUUCAACAUCAGCGACCUAGCAAAUGUCGUUAACACCUCAGAAAACAACGACAUCACAGUUCGUAGUUGGGUCGAAAAGGCAGGGGAGAGAAAAAGUACACUGGUGUUCUGCGUUGAUAUAAAACAUGUCAUAGACAUGACCAACCUCUUCAGGCGGUACGGAUACGAGGCUUUCUACGUAACGGGAGAAACACCAUUGCCGGAACGAACACAGAUAUUAAACGACUUUAAAGCUGGUAAAUUUCCGGUAUUGGUCAAUUGUGGAGUAUUUACAGAGGGUACGGAUAUCCCGAACAUCGACUGCGUACUACUAGCGAGGCCGACAAGAUCGAGGACUUUGUUGGUUCAGAUGAUCGGACGAGGGAUGAGAUUACAUCCCGGGAAAGAGGAUUGUCAUGUUAUAGACGUAGUUGGAUCGGUUUCCCGUGGAGUCGUGACGACGCCGACACUCUUUGGCUUAUCACCGGAAGAAGUACUGGAUCGAACGUCGUCUAAUGUUGUCAAGAAUAAAUUCGAACUCCAACAGGGAAGCCAAGACGAAUUAGAAAGACAACAAUCAGAGAAAUCGCAGACAUCGCCGGACGUCAAAUUGGAAGAUGAAGUUGAUCUGGAAAUAUACUCCAGACCUUGGACCGUGACUUUUGUGGAUUAUGAUAGUAUUCACGACUUGGUACAGGAUUCGAAAGCAGAUGCUAGCGUACGACAGUACAGUGUCAACGCUUGGGUAUGGGUCGGCCCCGGGAAAUAUAUUCUGGGAUUAGUGGAUAAUAGUUACAUAAGUGUUCAGGCCAAGCCUGAAGGUGGGUUUUUGGCACAGGAGACAAGAGCUUUACCGGAGGGACUUAAAGGAAAGUACGGAACACCGUUGAUGCGCCCAAGGGUCGUAGUGCAUCAUGUCAAUACCCUCGAAGAGAUCAUCAAUGCGGCAGAUACAUUUGUCACGGGUCGAUAUCCACGACAAUUAAUAGCUCAUGCCGCGUCAUGGAGAAAAGCGGAUGCGAGUGACGGACAACUAGAUUUCUUAUCAAAGAGGACGAAAAAAUCGAUCGAGGAGUAUCGACAAGAAGGGCUUACGAAGGGUCAGGCAGCAGACAUGCUGACAAGGCUUAAACACGGCGCUGCAGGGCUGUUCGAAAAGCUGGAGAAGAUGAAGAGAAAGGAGACGAAGAAAGAAUUGAAGGCGCUUAAGAUGUCCACACCAUUGUUGGAAACUAUCAAGGUAGGGAGGCUUGAUGCCAAUGCCUCACCGUAG